GCUCAGUUCGUUCUUGAACGUCCCAUCUGCACUACUACUGGCAGUUGGAAGACAUACCACACGCCGUGUGUGUUUACUUCUCUGUCUUGUCAACAACUAACCGGAACAGAGCGAACAAUUAUCCUUCUAUUGUCCUCCGAGCCAACAUGUCGAAACGAAGUGGGAGAUUAGUCCGAUGUUUGUGGUUGUUUGUGGCCGUGGCAGCUCUCUUUUUCCUGGGCUUCAUCGCAGGCUGGUUUGCAAAGCGCACACAUCCAGGCUAUACAGACACUGCCUCCGGCCAGUAUUUGCAGGAGUUCCUGGGAGAGAUGCAGCCCCGCCGAAUAAGAGAGCAUCUCAGGAAAUUUACACGCCUCCCCCACCUGUCCGGCACGGAGCAGAACCUGAAGUAUGCGGAACAGAUCCAGAGCGAGUGGCGGGACUUCGGCUUGGACUCGGUAGAGAUGGUGCCGUACGACGUCCUGCUGUCCUACCCCAACGCGUCGCAGCCCAACUACAUCGCCGUCGUGGACGCAGAGGGCCGCGAGGUUUUCAACACAUCCCUGGCUGAGCCCGUCCCCGAGGGUUACGAAGACGUUGCCAACAUUGUGCCGCCAUACAGCGCCUUCUCUGCUCAAGGACAACCUCAGGGGGACUUGGUGUACGUCAACUACGGCCGCACUGAGGACUUCUUCCAGCUGCAGAGGCAGAUGGGAAUCAACGUGACGGGAAAUAUCGUCAUCGUCCGAUACGGGAAGAUAUUCCGAGGCAAUAAGGUGAAGAAUGCCAUAUUGGCCGGCGCAAAAGGAAUCAUUUUGUUCUCGGACCCGGCUGACUACAGCGCUGCAGGAGUCGAGCCCUUCCCUGAAGGUUGGAACCUUCCAGGCGGUGGUGCUCAAAGAGGAAACGUCAUGAACAUGAACGGAGCAGGAGACCCGCUCACACCUGGCUACCCAGCUAAAGAAUAUAUCUACAGAUCCCGACUUGAGGAUGGAGUUGGACUUCCCAGCAUUCCUGUGCAUCCCAUUGGCUACCAUGAUGCGUUUCACCUCCUCAAGAACAUGGGAGGACCGAUACCACCAGACAACUGGAAAGGAGCCUUAAACGUCUCCUACAGGAUCGGCCCAGGUUUUACGGAGGAUUUCAAGAACCAGUCAGUGCGCAUGAAGAUCUACACCAACAAUCAGGUGACCAGGAUCUACAACGUCAUUGGAAGGAUUCCAGGGUCCCUGGAGCCAGACCGCUACGUGAUUCUUGGGGGACACCGGGACGCCUGGGUCUUUGGCGCCAUCGACCCCAUGUCGGGAGCCGCCGUGGCCCACGAGAUCGUCCGCAGUGCCGGCAAGCUGCUCAGCAAAGGCUGGAGGCCCAGGAGAACAAUAAUAUUUGCCAGCUGGGACGCGGAGGAAUUUGGACUGCAGGGCUCCACUGAGUGGGCGGAGGACCACGCCAAGCUGCUGCAGGAGAGAGCCGUGGCCUACAUCAACGCUGACUCUGCCAUCGAGGGGAUGUACACGCUGAGGGUGGACUGUACCCCGUCUUUACACACGCUUGUGUACCAGCUGACCAAACAGAUCCUCAGUCCUGAGCCGGGCGAGGAAGGACUUUCUCUCUACGACAGUUGGCACAAGAAGGACAACUGGACGGACGACCGUGACGCCCCCAGGAUCAACAAACUCGGAUCAGGCAGCGACUUUGAGGCUUACUUUGUCCGUCUGGGGAUUGCAGCUGGAAGAGCUCGAUACACCAAGGACAGGAAAAGAGAGCGCUACAGCAGCUAUCCAGUCUACCACACGGUGUAUGAAACCUUUGAGCUGGUGGAGAAGUUCUACGACCCCACCUUCAGCAGACUGAGGACUGUGGCCCAGGUGAGAGGAGGUCUGCUUCUCCUGCUGGCAGACUCCCAGAUCAUCCCCCUGGAUGCCAGCCAGUACGCCCUGGCCCUGCACAAGUACUCACGCAGCAUCGCCACCUUGGCACAGCGCCACCUGGCGGCCAUGCAGGAGCACCAGGUGUCAUUUGACUCCUUGUCCUCUGCAGUGGACAACUUCACACUGGCAGCGAGACACUUCCAUGAGCGACUACUCAACCUGCACACUGCUAAUGCUCUGCAGGUGCGUGUGAUGAACGAUCAGCUGAUGUACCUGGAGAGGACCUUCAUCGACCCUCUGGGGUUACCUGGCAGACCUUUCUACAGGCACGUGAUCUUCGCUCCCAGCAGCCACAACAAAUACGCGGGCGAGUCUUUCCCCGGGAUUUACGACGCCUUGUUCCACAUCGAGCACGCGGCGGACCAGGCCGCGGCGUGGCGGGAAGUCAAGCGGCAAAUCAGCAUAGCGGCGUUCACGGUCGACGCCGCCGCCGUGACACUUACGCCGCCGGCGUGAAGGACCCACAAGAGCUAAGAUGCUAAUUAGCAGAUUUUGGUUUGUACGCCGAUGGAGAUUUGGACCAAUCCUGUUAUAGGCCCCGCCCACUAUUGCUUUAAUCCUUCCAUUUCUGAACAUGCUAUCAAAUGAAUAUAAAAAUAAGUCAUUUUAAUAAAUGAGGUUUAUAUUUGUUAAAUGACAAAACUGCUAAAUUCUAAAUGGAACUUUCUUCCAUUGUUGAAUUGAAUUUGCUCAAAACGCUAGUAAAUAAUUUCAGUAAAAAAUUUCAGUAAAAAAUUUGAUUAAAAUUUUUUAACCUGUGAUUAAUUUAGUCAUUUUAAUUGAGUGGGUUUAUAUUUGCUACAUUUAGGCACAAAAAAUGCCAUCAUUUAUAAAUAGAAUGACAAAACAUUUCAACGUGGCCACAUUUGAAAUUAUUUUUAUACUUUUUUUAAUCAAACUUACAUUUUUGUUUGAUGCUUAACUAAAAAAAUGAGUUAACGGGAAAUAAAUUGUACAAUUUUAACAUUAAAACAUAAAAGGUAUAACUUAACUACGUCCGGGAUUCGAACCGAGUACCACUACUACACACCAGUGGGAAUUUAAUAUUGUUAUCAGUGACGGAGCAGGAAGGGGCUUGGAAUGUCUGCGGUAAAAUUUCAUAUGACGCGCCCUGACAUUCAAUAUUUCUGCCCAACUUAAUUUAGGCACAAAAAAAAAUCAGUUUGUAUCUAAAAUUAAAACUAUUUAAUCACAGCUGCUUUCCCCAUUACAGUUUUUCCCACAUUUGAAAUUUUUUUUUUUAUACUUUUGUAAUCAAACUUUAAUUUAUUUUGAUGCAUGUAGAGAACUAAAAAAAUGAGUUAACGGGAAAUAAAUUGUACAAUUUUAACAUUAAAACAUAAAGGUAUAACUUAACUACGUCCGGGAUUCGAACCUCGUACCACUGCGAAUGUAAUAUUAUCAGUGACGGAGCAGGAAGGGGCUUGGAAUGUCUGCGGUAAAAUUUCAUAUGACGCGCCCUGACAUUCAUCGGUAUUUUACAAUCUGCAAUAUUUCUGCCCAACUUAAUUUAGGCACAAAAAAAAUCAGUUUGUGUCUAAAAUUAUAAGGAUUUAAUCACAGCUGCUCUCCCCAUUACAGUUUUUCCCACAUUUGAAAUUUUUUUUUUUAUAUACUUUUGUAAUCAAACUUAAAUCUAUUUUGAUGCAUGUAGAGAACUAAAAAAAUGAGUUAAUGGGAAAUAAAUUGUACAAUUUUAACAUUAAAGCAUAAAAGGUAUAACUUAACUACGUCCGGGAUUCGAACCUAGUACCACUGCUUUUCAAGACAAACUACUGCUGGGCACCAGUGGGAAUUUUAUAUUUUUAUCAGUGACGGAGCAGGAAGGGGCUUGGAAUGUUUGCGGUAAAAUUUUAUAUGAGUGCCCUGACAUUCAAUAUUUCUGCCCAACUUAAUUUAGGCACAAAAAAAAAUCUGUUUUUACCUUAAAUUAAAAAAAAACUAUUUAAUCACAGCUGCUCUCCCCAUUACACUUUUUCCCAAAUUAUUUUUUUAUACUUUUGUAAUCAAAUUUGAAUUUAAUUUCAUGCAUGUGAAGUACUAAAAAAGGAAAUAAUGGGAACGAAAAUUGUACAAAUAUUUUUUAUGCACCAGUGAGUUUGUUAUAUUUUUAUCAGUGACGGAGCAGGAAGGGGCUUGGAAUGUUUGCAUGACGCACCCUGACAUUCAUUGGUGUUUUACAAUGUGCAAUAUUUCUGCCCAACUUAAUUUAGGCACAAAAAAAAAUCAGUUUAUCUAAAAUUAAAACAAUUUAAUCACAGCUGCUCUCCCCUUUACACUUUUUCCCAAAUUUGAAAUGAUUUUUUUUAUACCUUUGUAAUCAAACUUGAAUUUAUUUUGAUGCGUGUGAAGUACGAAAAAAGGAAUUAAAGGGAAAUUGUACAAAUAUUUUUUUGUGCACCAGUGAGACUGUCACAUUUUUAUCAGUGACGGAGCAGGAAGGGGCUUGGAGUGCGUGCGGUAAAAUGUCAUGCGGCGCUCCCUGACAUUCAUUGGUAUUUUACAAUCUGCAAUAUUUCUGCCCAAUUUAAUUUAGGCACAACAAAAUUAUUUUUGUACCUUUUAAAUUAAAAAACAAUUUCAUCACAGCUGCUCUCCCCAUUACAGUUUUUCCCACAUUCUUUUUGAAAUUAUUUUAUACUUUUGUAAUCAAACUUGAAAUUAAUUUGAUGCAUGUGAAGUACGACAAUGGGAAAUAAAAUUGUACAAAUA
Molecule: messenger RNA, 4622 nt
Organism: Entelurus aequoreus (snake pipefish)
Lineage: Eukaryota; Metazoa; Chordata; Actinopteri; Syngnathiformes; Syngnathidae
Gene: naalad2
Product: N-acetylated alpha-linked acidic dipeptidase 2
Exons: 20
Coding region: 147-2366 (739 amino acids)
Molecular function (GO): carboxypeptidase activity
Source: RefSeq, a predicted model, not a curated record